ACGGCCGAACCUACGUUCCCAAGGCCGAGGGCAAGGAACGUGCGAACCGGCUGCUGUCCCUACUAUGCCGCCCACCUGCGUCGCACCUUACCCUACACGCGGCGAAGGACACUGCAGUGACAGCCGUGCAGUCGUUGCCGGCGGUGCUCCUGGGCACGUUGCUCAAUAUCCUCGACGGCGUCUCCUGUGCGUACGUAUUUCACGAUCACGUUGGCUCGCUCUGAGGCUUCCUUACGUCCAGAUGGCAUGAUCAUAUUCCCAGCGGCGGGGGUCUUUGCGGGACUCGGCGGCACCGGGGUGUCGAUGUUCUUCGUCUCGGCGAUCAUCGCGCAGUUGAUUUACUCCGCCGGAGGGAGUGGCUUCGCGGGGGCGAAUGGCAGUAUGAUGAUUGAGGUCGUGCCCUUCUUCCACAUUCUCGCGAACAGCAUCGCAGAAGACAUUGGCGAGGGUCAUCCUCGUGCGAUCCUGGCGACGACUAUUUUAGCGUUCGCGUUCUCGUCCAUCCUGACAGGGCUGACCUUCUUCCUCCUUGGCGCGCUCAGACUCGGUUCGCUGAUCGGCUUCUUUCCACGACACAUCCUGGUCGGCUGCAUUGGCGGUGUCGGUGUCUUUCUGGUGAUCACAGGGUUCACCGUAUGCACGGGCAUGCCGGAGGAAGACUUCGACUUCUCGCUGGAGGCACUGACGUAUGUCUUCUUCACGGCCCGUAACGUCCUGCUGUGGGCGCCUGCGCUCGCGUUGGCGUUCGUCCUGCGGGUGAUCACGCACAAGUAUGAGCACCAGCUCAUAUUUCCGAUGUAUUUCCUUGCGGUGCCGGUGAUUUUCUACAUUGUGGUCGCCGCUGCCCAUUUGGAUCUGGGUGUUCUCAGGGAGCAUGGUUGGCUCUUCGACAUGGGGACGUCGCAUGAACCGUGGUACCACUUCUAUACGUUGUUCGACUUCAGAGCUAUUCGUUGGGAUGCCUUCUGGGCCACUCUGCCGACGCAACUCGCAUUGCUUUUCUUCAACAUUCUGCACCCGCCUCUCAACGUGCCUGCGCUUGCUGUGUCACUGGAUCACGACGUGGACACGAACAAGGAAUUGGUUGCUCAUGGUUACUCCAACCUCCUCGCGGGUGUGCUGGGCACUGUUCCCAACUAUCUGGUGUACGUGAACACACUAUUAUUCUAUCGAGUGGGUGGUACGACGCGUAUCUCCGGCUUCAUGCUCGCCGCCGCUACGGCGGUCUUGCUCGUGAUUGGAACUGGUCCCAUCGCCUAUAUUCCGGUGCUAUUGGUCGGUGCCCUCAUCUUCGUGUUGGGCAUUGACUUGGUCAAGGAGGCGCUGUGGGAUACUAGACAUCGCGUUAGCCGGAUGGAGUAUAUCACGAUCGCGAGUAUCAUGAUCUGCAUGACCGUGUGGGACUUCGUGAUUGGCGUCAUAUUUGGUAUCGUUGUCAGCUGUGUGUUCUUCGUGGUGCAGAGCUCGCAACGGAAGAGCAUCCGGACGCUGCAUACGGGCGAGACAGUUAUGUCCACCGUACGACGACCAGGCGCACACCGAGCCUACAUCCGCGAGGUUUCCAAGCAGACGACCAUUGUUCGGUUGCAAGGUUUCCUAUUCUUUGGCACGAUCACGCACGUCGAGGAGACGAUCCGGACGCUCGUCGAGGGCCCCACAUGGCAGCGCAGCCCCAUGCGGUUCCUCAUUCUCGACCUGACGCUCGUCCCUGGUGUCGAUAUGUCCGCCGCCGAGGCGUUCGUUCGCAUUCAGCGGCUGCUCGCUUCACGGCGCAUCGUGCUCGUGCUCUGCGGGUUCUCACUCGACUCUAACGUCGGGCGGUCGUUGGGAAACGUGGACCUGCUGGAGAUGGAGGGCGUCGAGUUGUUUGCGACGUUCAAUGACGCGCUGGAGUGGACGGAGAACGUCUAUUUGAGGACGUGGUUCAGCAGCCAAAAGACAGAGACGCAUGCAGUUGUGUUACCUGGUCGAGAAGCUUCAAGUCUUGCAUUCGAGGAAGCUGUCGCAGCGACGCCGAGAAACAUGCAGUUGAUCGAAGCCGGAUGGCGGACCAUUGCUCGAGAUCACUCGCCACCAGAGGCAGAGGUGGCAGACGCACCAGAACCUUACAACACCCUCGUGAAGGUGUUUUCCUCAUACGGGCGCGUCGACCGGGACGACUUCGCACCGCUGAUCCGGUACCUCGAACGCGUCUGCCCAGCAGAAAGCACGGUGCUCUGGAGACAAGGAGACGAUUCCGACGGGCUUUACAUCGUUGAGUCCGGCGUGCUCAGAGCGACGUAUCAGUUCGGGGAGCACACGCGUCCCACGGAGGAGUCCAUGGUGCCUGGGACAUUGGCCGGCGAGCUUUCGGCAUUGACUGGCUUGUCUCGCAACGCGACUUGCGUUGUGGAACGGCAAGCGGUUCUCUGGAAGCUCAGUACCGAAGAUCUGCAUCGGCUGGGAGAGGAGCAGCCCAAGCUGGCGAGGGAGUUCACGAGACUGGUACUCAAAGCCGCAAAACUCGACUACGAUAUCCUCAUUGCUGCGCUCGCCACCCGGCAGUGAGCACGAAAAGCGCUAUGAGAUGUAACGACCUUACGCUUCAUGUAUCGAUACCUAUAGACUUGGAGUCUCGAUUGACUCAUUUGCCACCCAUACGACCAUGUACGACUCAACCAUUGAUGUGACACAGCCUGUAACACUAGUACCCUCUUAAGGACCAUCAUAGACACCACGACUUCGAGUCGGCUAUAUAGAUGUCGUCGUUCCUGGACACUACACACGCACCUAGUCUAUGAACUUAUCUUACACACACCAUGCACCCGUCUGCAAGAAAUGGCUACUUUCUAC
Messenger RNA from Fomitopsis serialis, 2832 nucleotides. Its product is annotated as sulfate transporter family-domain-containing protein. The coding region runs from base 247 to 2547 and encodes 766 amino acids. Gene Ontology annotation, cellular component: membrane. The record is from RefSeq and is a predicted model, not a curated record. The transcript has 20 exons. NCBI's taxonomy places the organism in Eukaryota, Fungi, Basidiomycota, Agaricomycetes, Polyporales, Fomitopsidaceae.